AUGACCCAAAAGGGUCAAACGGAUUCAAAUGGGUCCCACAUCGUACGAGCCCUGCAUGGAAGAUCGUCCCCAAGUGCCGAUGCGGGAGACAACAAGAAGCAAAAGACGCGGUAUGAACCGAUUCGGAACCCAGCGACUGCGACCAGGGCACUUGGCCGCCUGUGCGCUUCAAUUCCUGAAAACGGCAUGUCAAUAGAAAUGAAAGCUGUCUAUUGA
Messenger RNA from Colletotrichum lupini, 216 nucleotides. RefSeq lists its product as uncharacterized. The transcript has 2 exons. The coding region runs from base 1 to 216 and encodes 71 amino acids. The record is from RefSeq and is a predicted model, not a curated record. Lineage: Eukaryota; Fungi; Ascomycota; Sordariomycetes; Glomerellales; Glomerellaceae.